CCAAUCCUAUGACAUUUCAUUUAAGGAACGGCAAGUCAUACUCUUCAUUGGCGCCCAACGUGGGGCCUCGAAUCUCGCCGACGAACCGACAAGCGUGCACAAAAUGUAGCGGACACAGCAAAGAGAGUCCACAAUAUCUCGCGUUUAAUAGCGUGAAUACCACCAUUGUCGGAAGAUCCUGUCCAUUGGUCCACAUCGAGAUGUUUGGCUUGAAAGGAGAAGCUCUCUUCGACACGGGAGCGAAAACGUCUGUUGCCAGCGCUAACUUGAAGAAAAUAUUGUCGAGCAAGGGGUGUGUUUUCCAGGAUGUCAUGGCUGACGUCACGUUGGCAGAUGGAAGCACUACCGCCCAAAAAGUGUUAUCAACCAUUUGCGACAUCACAAUCGGCCAUAGAGUUCGGAAAAUACGGAUGAUAUCUCUUUCAAAUGCUACGAAGAAUCGUACUCUGAUUGGAGCGGACUUUUUGGAACAAGCGGGCAUUGUUGUGAAUAUGGCCCAACGCUACUGGUACUUCGAAGACGAGCCCAAGGUAAAAUUUGACUUUGCCAAGCCAAGUGUAAGUGGUCUGCCGUCAGCUAUAGACAUAGCGGGCGCACAUGUGGUAACGAGCAAUCGACUAUCGCCUCGUACUAAAGCGGUAAACGAGUACUCAAAUUUCGUUCGCUACGUUAUGAGGAGUGGCACUAACAUCGACGAUGCCGUUUCCCCAGAAAUAUCUCCUGAAAGAAACUAUGGACCAGCAGUAAAAGAGAAACGCUCACACUCAAACGACUACUCUCCACACUCAGUGCAGCAAAUUUUCAAAAGUUCACUACCAGUUGGCGAAUCUACGCCCGAAAACUCCUCUCGUCUAUUUGCGCCUCCAAUUAAGGUAAAAAUUAGUGGUUACGAAGAGUUUUGCGAAGAAAAUUUUUUUCCGUUGAACUCUCUUGAGUUGAGUCCACCAACUCAGACAGGUGGUUGCGAUCUCACGCUUGAACAGCGUAGAGAUUUGGACAAGCUGUUGCUCGAACAUAACGAAGUCUUCGAAGAGUCAACAUUUGCAACACCGUUU
Messenger RNA from Rhagoletis pomonella (apple maggot), 1055 nucleotides. RefSeq lists its product as uncharacterized. NCBI's taxonomy places the organism in Eukaryota, Metazoa, Arthropoda, Insecta, Diptera, Tephritidae. The record is from RefSeq and is a predicted model, not a curated record.